Messenger RNA from Cutaneotrichosporon oleaginosum, 3683 nucleotides. RefSeq lists its product as uncharacterized. NCBI's taxonomy places the organism in Eukaryota, Fungi, Basidiomycota, Tremellomycetes, Trichosporonales, Trichosporonaceae. The record is from RefSeq and is a predicted model, not a curated record.
GAAUGCCUGACUGAUUUCUGUGGAUAGGUGGAUGGUAGAGUGACUCCAUCUAGGCACGGACCCCGACGUCACGGCCCGAGACUUGUUGCAAUCUCGCGCUUGCCGUUCAACAUCUCUCGCCUCGCGCCGCCGUAUCGUUCAUGAACUCGUACCCACCAGAGUUCCUCUCCCACCCCCAGCCGCUCAUGUUCGUGGGCGGGCUGGGGACGUCCCCUCCUCCUCCCAACGCGACGCGCAAGCCGUCCAACUCCGAGGUCCCCCUGACAUCGCCAGAACCCGAGCUCACGCCUCUCCCACAAGACGAAUUUGCACAGCUCGCGACGGACCUCCGAUCCGCGCUGGCGCCGUACACUGCGUCCCCUCGGGUCUGGGGCGCGGACAACACUGAUUUCCGCGUCGUCCUCGUCGACAAGGCCGUGAAGCUUCCGCUGCGCAAGGCGCCGGAAGGCCACUCCCCGCUCUCCCCCCUCACUCCCGCGUCGCCGCUGCAUCCCGACGGGCUGAUCGCGCCCGUGUGGGUGCGGAAACACACCGAACUGCUGCCGUCCGUCUUCGUCCUCUUUCUGCGCCUGUACGAGCCCGGGCCUGGGGAAGACGUGGAGCGGCAGCGCGAGGCGGACGAAGCGACUGUGCGCGAGAUCGCGGACCGGCGGCGCCGGCUCGGCGAGCGCGGCAUCCGCCUCACUGUCGUCCUCUUGGCGUCGGCAGCGACGCUCGAGGCCGAGGGCCUCGACGCGCGUCUGUCCGCGAUCCGCCGCGCUUCGCAGCUGUCCGCAAAAGCCUCGCUGUUCGUGCUUACGCCCGUGCGCGCGAGCGAGUUGCCCGAUUUCGUGCGGAAUCUGUUCGACGCGCUGCGCGAGCCCGCGCUCGAAUACUACGCGGCGCACGGCAAGCGGGUGCGGCGCAAGCGGGGGCGCGGGGCGCGCCCGAGAUCAAACUCAGUGGCGGGGCGCUCGAGCGCCCCCCUCUCCCAGCAGGGCUGGACGAUCCGGUACGACUUCAAGGCCGGGUGGUUCGCAGAGGUGCGCGGCGAGCUGGACCUCGCGCGCCGGCACUACGAAGACUGCUGGAACGAGCUCGCGCGCAUGUUCGCGAGCACGAGCGCGCUGCCGCCGCGCACGAAGCGGUGGGCCGAGGCCAAGGUCCUCGCCGACUGCCUGGCCGUCCGCAUCUGCAAGCUGCAGCUGUACGAGGGCGCGCGCGUCCUCGUGCCCUUCUACGUGCAUGUGCGGCGGUUUGCGGACCUCAGCCGCGGCUGGGGUAUCGGCGAAGACACGUUCGAGUUCUGGUCCUGGCUCGCGCGGCAGUACCGCAUCUUCGGCGAGGUGCUGGAGCUCGCGCUCGCGCACGGCUUCGUCCUCCCGCCCCUCCCGGCGCCGGGGUACCCGUCCCCGCCGACGGGCAACGUGCUCCCGCCGUCCGCGGAGGAGAUGAACACGCCGACGUCGAGCGCGAACGCGCUCCACGUCCUCCAGCCGCCCGCAUUCUACUUCUACACCGCGGCGACGUGUACGCUGGAGCGCAAGGCGCGGUACGCGGCCGCGGCGGCGGCGGAGCGCGCCGCGGGCUCCUCACUCGCCGCGACGCCUGGGUUCGCGAACGAAAAGAGCGUGGACCACGCGGCCCUCGCGGUCGAGCUCCUCGGCAAGGCGAGCGCGGCAGGCGACCCCGGCCUCGCGAUGUACGCCGCCCUCCGCAUGGCGCAGGUGCAGGCCGAGGCGGGGCUGUUCGCGGCCGCGGGCAAGACGCUCGCGGCGUUGGCGGAGAUGGACGAGGACAGGCAGUGGGCGGAGCUCGCGGCGCAGCGCCGCGCGCUGUGGCUCGAGUGUGCGCGCGCGACGGGUGAUGUCGACACAGCCGUGCGCCUCCUCGCGUCCCUCCCGUCGCAGGAGGCCGAGGACGACCUCCUUGGCCUGCUGGCGACGACAAAGCCUGCGUCGAGCGACCCCAUAGUCUCCAGCGCCCAGGUCGUGGCUCUCACCGCGGGAUUCCGCGCCUCCAAGGCCGCGACGGGCAGCACUGUGCCGUUCCAGCUCGUGCUGGCGCCCAGCGCGUACAUCUCAAACUUGACGUUCAGUCGCCUCCGUGUCUCGCUCUCGGACGGCACAGAGAUCGUCGUCACCCACGGCGGGAGCGGGCGGGAUCUUUCGCUGGGCGCUAUUUCCGGAACUGCUGAGGUCGCGGCGCCGCUCGCCUUCCCCUCCGCCGAGCCCCUCGUGCUGACAGGCACGGUGUCGUCGGACGGCGAGCUCGAAGUCCUUGGGGCGGACCUCACGCUCGCGCAGGACGGCUGGACGCUGCUCUGGCGUCUUGAGCCGUCUCCGCUCGUAUCGUGGCGCGCGGGAGGCAGAUCAUUCCUGCCCUCCUCUGGCGUCUUCCCGUCCGUCACAUUCGCGCCGCCGCCACACGCCAUCUCGCUGGAAGUCCAGCCCCCGUCCGUGGGCUUCGUCGGCGAAUCUGUGCCCGUCACGAUCCGGGUGGCGAGUACGGACGCGCGCGCGCUGCAGCUCAGCCUCAGCGUGCUCCUGCAGCCGGGCGAGGAGUCAGACGGCAGCACGCUCGCGUACGGCGAGGAGCGCGGGGCGCUCCUCAAAGACAUCCCCCUGGCGCUUGUUGACGGCGCGGCCGAGGCGGUCGUGCAUCUCGUCUCGCCGGCUGCGGAGAAUAAAAUGCUCGACGUGUCGCUCAUUUCCACGGCGAACGGGGUGGAACAGGAGAUGACGCAUACCGCCGUCGUGUCGGUCAUCGAGCCGUUUUCCCUCAGCAUCAGCACGCAACCGGUCAAGGCUGGUGCGCUGCUCGCUGCCACCUUGUCUGUGCGGGGGCCGCGCGGCGUGGUUGUCGAGGGCAUGGAGCUGGUCGCGGAGGGCGCGGAGGUCGCGAGCUCGAGUCUUGGGAGCGUGGCGUGGCCACAGACAUGGGACCGCAACUCGUCAUUCUCUCUCGCGGCCAAGUUCACGCUUCCGGCGCGUGCGCCGCCCGCCUCCGCCGUCUUGCGUGUGCAAUGGCGGCCCGCGCCCUCCCAGCUCCUCACGGCAACACUGCCCCUCGGGGCGCUGCUCGCGCCGCCGCCCGAGGCGUUCGUGACGGCCGCCCUCGCGUCGCCGGCGACGGUGCGCGCACACGCGCCCUUCGCGCUCGCGCUCACGCUCGCCAACGCGCAUCCCGACGCGGACGCGUGGCUCACCGUGCACGGCGAGACGGCGGACGCGUUCGUGUGGGCCGGCCCGCGCGGCGCGCGCGUCCCCGUCCCCGCUGGAGAGAGUGUUGUUGUCGACCUCGGCGCCGUGCCUGUCGGCGCGAGCGGGUGGCAGGCGCUGCCGCACGUCGCGGUGUGGCUUGGUGAAGGGGCGGAUAGACGCGAGGUGCGCGUCGCCGCGCCGAGCGGCGUGUUGGUGCAGCCGUAGAUGAUGCUAGGGCGCCAAGCGUCUGCGUGCGUUGCAUUCAUCGCUGCUAUGUCUACCUGAGGCCCGGCUGGUGCGUGGCUGCGUGUGGGCGGCCGCCGCGUCAAACGCGGGCUGAUAUCGGGUACCAGAUGCGAGGGCACAUCCUGCGCAGUCCAAUGCAUUUGUGGAUCUGUGAUCUAUCUGGAACGUGUUGGGAGUUUCAAGUCAACCAAGGAGCCAACCGGGCCGGUGUUAUUGUCCACUCCUCCACCGCCGUGGCGUAGCCACGCUUAUCAC